Messenger RNA from Spodoptera litura, 6670 nucleotides. RefSeq names its product Centaurin gamma 1A (gene CenG1A). Gene Ontology annotation, molecular function: GTPase activity; GTP binding; GTPase activator activity. Lineage: Eukaryota; Metazoa; Arthropoda; Insecta; Lepidoptera; Noctuidae. Gene Ontology annotation, biological process: activation of GTPase activity. The record is from RefSeq and is a predicted model, not a curated record.
GUGAGAAAAUUAUCGCACUCAAUUGAAAUUGUAGCUGUACGUAAUAUAAAUAGCUAUUUCAUUCAUCCAGUACACGACCUUGUUACCGGUUAUCAACUCACAGUAAAUUUUACGACCUUAUUGUACCUAUGAAGACUAGGUAAAUUCUGAUAAGAAGAUAGAUAACAUUCGCGAACCCGCAAGGCAAUCCCCUCUACUACACCUAGCUACUCUGACGCCAGUACGCUGCGCGCUCCGUCGAUGAGAGGACGUAUCGCGCGUCCCCUAAAAUUAAUACGACCACGGAACGGGCAAACAGGAUGCUCUCCGUACGGAAUAGUGAUGAGAACAAACAAUAGUGACAUUCUUACUAAAUAGGACUGUUCAAUUAGUACCACCCACAACUUACUAAUUGAUGUGAAUUUCCUGACCUUGAAAAUCGACUAAAAUGGAUUAGUCUCAGUUUUUUGUGUUUAUAAUUCGAACGACAUUGAUCGUGAUAAGUGAAGUAAUUGAAAUAGAGAUGGGAUUCGUGUAAUCGAUUAUUUAUUCGGUAAACAGUGCGGGAAGUGUGAAUAGUUAACAAUGUUGGCGGUCAAGAAUUUUUUUAUGCCUGAAAAGAGAGUGGACUCUCCCAGGUUUUCGAGGAUGCCUGAGGCACUCAUGAGGUCCAUAAGGCGACGAUCUUUGAGAGUUAAGAGGACGAAAUCGCUGGUCCUAGUGAACGAAAAAAGGAAAUCCGAUUCAUUUGUGAAUAGUCAAGAAUGGACAGCUUCACGAGGUGUAACAGAACUUCGGGUUGGAGUUUUGGGUUCACCAGACAGUGGAAAAUCAGCUCUAGUACAUCGGUAUUUAACUGGAGCGUAUAUGCAAGAAGAAAGUCCUGAAGGUGGUCGCUUCAAGAAGGAAGUGAUAAUCGACGGCCAUAGCUAUCUUCUCCUUAUAAGGGAUGAAGGAGGCUCGCCAGAAAUGCAGUUUACGGCUUGGGUGGACGCUGUAAUCUUCGUGUUCAGCUUGGACAACGAGAUCAGCUAUAAUACGGUGUCGAACUACUUCAAUAAAAUGUCCCAUUACAGAAAUUCCGCUGAGAUUCCGAUCAUAUUGGUCGGAACCCAAGAUGCCAUAAGUGAAAGUAGUCCACGCGUGGUAGACGACAAUCGUGCUCGCAAGUUAUCGAAUGAGCUACGAAGAUGUUCUUACUAUGAAACUUGUGCUACGUACGGUCUGAACGUGGAACGAGUCUUCCAAGACGCAUGUCAGAAGAUUGUGGGCACUAGAUUGUCCGCCUCGUCGCAAUGCUUGUCUGGAGGUUCCAGGCCUGUGACUCCACAGCCGUUAGUGAAUUCGCCAAGCCACAACCAUUCAACAUUCCUGUACAAGGACUCCCUACCACGCGGCCAUCACACCCUAUCAGCGUCGUCCCACCACCUGCACCGAGGCGCCCAAUCUUUCGACGCCUCAUCAAACAGCAGCGGUAUUUCUUCAACGCACGUCGUCGAAAUCCACAGCACGAAUGGAUCCGACACCUCCUCACGGUGGGGCAACUCCCUCGGCAGCCAUGGCUCCUCAUCAGGCCUCGUUUCCAUAGCAACGGAGAAUAACAACGUGAAGUUCACCGCUCCACACUGCCUUGACAACCUUCAACCUCCUAAGGAUUCCAAGGAUUUACCCACUCCAUCUUCUACUCCUACAACGUCGAGGAAAUCUCGAAGGAGAUCGAAUCUCUUUACUCCUUCCAAAAAGGGAGAUGAUAGGUUGAAGAAUGGGGAGCUUGGCUCUGGUAGAGCGAUUCCUCUAAAGCAAGGAUAUCUGUACAAGAAGAGCAGCAAGGCUCUGAAUAAGGAGUGGAAGAAGAAAUAUGUUACGCUCUGCGAUGAUGGCAGGUUGACUUACCACCCGAGCUUACAUGACUAUAUGGAAGAUGUGAACGGCAAGGAGAUAUCGUUACAGUACGUGACUGUGAAGGUGCCUGGUCAGAAGCCGAGGGGCUCAAAGUCCAUCAUCACCACCGUGCCGGGCUACAAUGGAUACAGCAGUCUCGAUAUACACGACAGUAUUGGAGGACUGUCAAUCGGCUACAAAGACAAACCAACCCGGGCGACGGACAAAGCCCUAAUGUCUGCGUUCGACACCAUGAAGGAGCCCGCGACGAGUCGACAGUCGCUUGCAUCUGAGGUAGAAGUCGGCUCCACUAACGGACAGGACAAGGACACACCACAUGUCAAGAAGAGGCAUCGCCGGAUGAAGAGCAGUGGCGUUAAGAAGGAUGGGGAUGAGGAGGGUGAAUACGCGACAUCGUGUGAGUUUACGAUAGUGAGCCUGGACGGCAAGCGAUGGCGGUGGGAGGUGACGGGCGCGGCCGCGGGCGCGGCGGCCGCCGCCGAGCGGGACGCCUGGGUCGCCGCCGUCGAGGCUCAGAUACUCGCCUCGCUGCAGGGACGGACGUCCCGGCAGCCGAUGCCGACGGGCGCCAACUCGACGGGCGACGUGCGCGCCACGUACUACAUCCGCCGCGUCCACGGAAACGACAAGUGCUGCGACUGCGGGGCCGCUGACCCGGACUGGGCGAGCCUGAACCUAGGCGUGUUGAUCUGCAUCGAGUGCUCCGGCAUCCACAGGAACCUCGGCUCGCAUAUAUCGCGGGUACGAUCCCUCGACCUUGAUGAGUGGCCAUUGAGCCACGUGAGUGUAAUGGUGUCUUUGGGCAACGAUCUCGCGAAUUCAAUAUGGGAGGCUGAUUUCAGAGGCCAUGUCAAACCCAUGGCUACAUCUAGUCGAGAAGAGAAAGAAAGGUGGAUAAGACUAAAGUACGAGCGGCGAGCGUUCCUGAGCUCGGAGGCGGUGGCGACGGGCGUGGAGGCGCUGCGUACUGCGGGCGCGCGGGGCGGGGUGUCCGCGCUGGCGCGCGCGCUGGCCGUGCCGGGCGGCCGCGGCCCCGCCCCGCACGACCGCGCGCUCGCCCUGCGCGCCGCCGCCGCCGCCGGACACCUCGCCGCCGCGCAACUGCUCAUAUGGCACAACGGCAACCCGAACUACCCGGACGCGGACGGCCACACGUGCGUGUUCUACGCGCGCGCCGCCGCCAACCACCUGGCCGGCAUCCCCACGCAGUACCCCACCAACUUACAGCUCACUUGUCCGCUGCAUCCCGGUCGGGGCGGACACUCCUCCACGCCCAGCUCCGCCACCAACUCCACCAACUCCACCAGCUCCAACUCCAGCACCAAGAGCUCUCUAAAGAACCCCGAGCCAGAAUGCAACUGCAUCAUCUUCGAGCUACUCAACGCUCAGAGUGCGAGCAAAGCCCUGGUGGAGCUCCUGAUUGGUUUACAGAACAACCAAUACAUGAACGGCUACGACCACAACGGCAGUGUUGCCAGCUUCGCGCACAAUACUCUAGGGCGGCCAUCUUUGGGGCCCAACUUAUCGCUAACGAAUGGUAAGUGCGGCAGUGUAGUGUAAAGGUUUUUCUAUCUAAUUGUCGGUUUUGAAUAAAUUAAUGUUGAUAUUGUGACUGAACGUUGUUACCGUUAUGGUAUAUUUAUACUCAAUUCCGUGUGUGGUGCAGUUUUGUUAGAUAGUUUUUUGUUAAUUUAUUAAAUUGUGAUCGAGUUUUGGUAUUUGGAAAGAUUGUAUCUUAAUAAUGCAACCCAGUGACUUGUUUUUAGUUAAAAUAACGUCAACCUUUCUGCAUAUAAUAUGAUAAGAUUAUCCCUUAAAUGCACCGAUUAACAAUAACUAAAUACGAUGUCGUAUAAGAUCUUACAAAACUGCAUCUUGCAUAUUUUUUGUAUAAUACAUGUAGUGUAUUAAUAUGUAAAAUGUAUACAUAUUACACACGACUGACGGUACAUUUGACGUAAUCUCCGAUUCAUACAUAGAUUAAAUAAUAUUUAAAAGAUUUUUCUCGAAAUUAGUUAAAAAAUUACGUGUCUGUCAAUUUAAAAAAGUUAAUUAAAUUAGAAAAAUUGUUAGCGUAAUUCAAAUUUCGUAUUUUUGCGGCUUAAAAUACUUAUUGGCAGCUCGAAAAGUGUUCAGUUGCAGGAACUCAAAAAGAAUGAACGAAAAUAAUUCUUAUGAUAGAUAUCACAGAGUUCUAAAUAAUUUAAGCUUGAUAAUAAGUAUUUUAAGCCAAAUUAAAAUAUUUAUUUCAUUACGUAUUACAGUUUAACAUAUCCGGUGUUAAUAGUUCAAAUUUUUUAAUACAAUAUUUUUUUCUAGUGGCGUAGAGUAGGUACCAAUUUGCAUUUUAGGAUCCCUUCAUUUUCAAAUUAAUGUAGUAGAAUAAAAUUAAAUGUACACACGAAUUAUCUUCUUCUACUUCAGUGAUUUUCACAUAGUUAUUCAUUUUCAAUUAUGAUUGCAAAGCUGUCUAUACUAAUAAUAAAUAUACAGAAUAAUUAUUAUGUUUUUCGGUCUACUUCCGUAACCGUUUGACGAGGAACUCGACUAGUUUUAUGUCAUACUAGAGGCAACAGUUAGUUAGUCGAAAAACGUAAUAAUUAAUUUAGUAUGUCUCACGAAAGUAAUUUUACUAUAAAAAUAUACACAUUAUUUUCUCUAUAAUAAUGAACUGUAUGUCUAUAGAUACAAUAGUUAUACCGAAAUAAUAUAAUAGCCAAUAUGCUGCAGGCAUACGUAAUUAUAUCUAGAAGGACUAGUCUACGUGGCGAGGAUUUAGUACCAAUUAAGUACCGUUUUUAACUUACUUGCGGCUUUUGCUGACGCGGAUCUAACUUACAGAUUUCUGUCAGCGGAUUUGUGGACGCGGAUGUAAUUUUCGCGGACAGUGUCGUAUGUCGUUGCAAGGAUUUUGAAGGUUACGUGCGUGUUAGCAAAAUACGUGUAGUUCAAGUUGUAGAAUUGUAGGAUUAUAAAAAUAUAACAAAUGUAACACGGACUGGGUUGAUAAAACUAUUGAGAUGUAAUCAUUUUUAAAGUAUAAUUAAUGUUAAAUAAUUAUUAACUGUCCACAGCAGUCCAUUAGUAUGUAUCCUAUCAUUAUCAUGGUAAAAUACUAAUGAGAUAAGCCUCACAUUAGUAUUUUUGACUGCUUACAGUAUCCUAACAGACAGAAAAGUGCUAACGGAUAUUAGUAAUCCCAUCACAGCGCCUAUCAUGUUGGCAACAUUAGUUAAACAAUAUCGAAUAGUUAUAUCAACCCCAGUUUGAUAACAAAACCGGUACUUAUAACCAAGUUUCCAAUAAAGUCACAGUGUAGGAUAGAUGUUAUACUAAUCGUUUAGAAGCAAGAUCUCAGCUCAAUAUAGGAUAGUUAGUGGUAAUUUCUCAUGCUUUACCCUAGAGCCUUUGGUGUGAGUCUGUGAGCCUUUAACUGAAUUAUAUUUCAAUAGAAGAAUAAGGAGAUAUUCAUAUAUUGUUGAAGAAUCGAUUUUAUUCAUCUCGAAUUAAAGUUCAAUUUUAAUUGUCACUGGUUCUCUACUUCUAGUUAAAGGUUUACAGAUAAAAAACAUUCCAUUUGUAAAUUACCCACCACAUCAAAGGCUAAAUAGUCGAUGUGAUAUACUUAAGGUCUCCCUUAAACCAAAAUGUACUGAUCCUUCUGUGCCUACUUUUAGGUAGUACGCUUCAAGACUAUAGGCCAGGAGCUCGACACUUGAAAUAUUUUACAAUGCAUCACAAGCUCCUGGACUAUUGUCAUAAUUUCCAAUUUGUAAAGUACUUCAUUGUAAUAUCGCGUUUCUAGAAAUAUUUUUAGAUGUUCGUGCUUUCCGUUUUUUUCAUACAAUUGAAGUUUUUUUGGCCUGAGAAAGGACUGAUGUUUCGAAUUUCAAUUCUUGGAUUGCACCAAUCUUUUAAGUGUUGUUGUGCUCGAUUUUGUAAUCACUAUUCAUUAUUACUGUUUAAAUAUUCGAUUAUAGUACUUUUUGCUAAAUAUGUUGGUGCAGUCCAGGUCUUAAGACAAAAAAUCCCAUGUUGCUCUCUGACCUUGAAAAAUGAACGAAUUUUGUGAAACUGCAUUCAUUCGUAAUGUCAGUCUGACUCAGUAUAUGUUAGUGAAGAUGAUUUGUUUGCAAUGGUACAUGGCCUGCCGGGCCCCAAGAUCAUGAAGGCCAAAUUGUCAUCACCAAAAGAUUCGAUUACACAAGAAUCACACUUAUUACAACUAGGCUACGGUUCAGAUUGUACAUUUUGACUACUAAAGUGAGACAAGAUUCUAGGCGAUUCUCUAAGAGGGCUUUGUACAAUUAAUUCUAAAGUUUAAUAAUUACUUACCCUUUCGUUUUACUUAAAUGUCUUGUAAAUGUUACUUAUCUAGGGAAUGAAUUCAAUAUAAUUUUACGUGAGGUAAAUAAGUUCUGUUUGUACAUUUAGUAAUUAAAUCGUUUACCGACGCAGUAUUCGACACAUUUGUAUAAAAUCACAUUAGAAUUUUCUGGGCACAUUGUAUUUUAGUGUAUUUUAAACAUUAUAUUAUUUUAGUCCUCUGUUGAAAUUUUAUUGAUAAUUUUAAAUUAUGUUAUGUUGCGUUACAUGAUUCGCAAAAUUAUUAAGAUUUUUAACGUUUUAUUUUUUUUGUAAAUUCUUUUAGAAGCCAAAGAGCUUAAUUGUAAAUAUAUCGUAUUAUGCAGCUAUGCGUUUGUUAGCUGUGGAUAAUUCUUUCGUUAUUGUAAUUUUUAAGAGAUCCGUUAACGUUUUUUCUUGUGAGAAUAAAAUGAUAAGGACGUAA